This is a messenger RNA of Penicillium soppii, 1212 nucleotides long. Its product is annotated as M4 family metallopeptidase. Gene Ontology annotation, molecular function: metalloendopeptidase activity. NCBI's taxonomy places the organism in Eukaryota, Fungi, Ascomycota, Eurotiomycetes, Eurotiales, Aspergillaceae. The coding region runs from base 1 to 1212 and encodes 403 amino acids. The transcript has a single exon. The record is from RefSeq and is a predicted model, not a curated record. Gene Ontology annotation, biological process: proteolysis.
AUGGCUCCUAUCUGUUGCAUUGUACCAGAACAUGUACUCGAGAAGAUUGUUGAAAGGGGACAAGCACCAGAGCAUGUCAUCAAUGCCUGCCAGUCUACCAUUGACAAAACAAAGGAAUUGCACAAUAUUCGCAUCGCGCGAGGCCAGAGUCUCCUCGCCAGUCAGGGACAACAGCCUUCUGAAGGUAUCAUUCCGCCUUAUAUCCACGAAAGAAUUGCUCAGCACGCUGUAACAGAAGAUCAACGUGAUUCAUUUCUACGUACAUUUACGCAUGAUACUGAAAAUCCUUUAGCCGCAGGAACUGUGCGCCAUCUGAACCGUACGGUGUACAAUGCGCAAAACUCCACUGAAGAUCUUCCUCGCGACGACAUCAUGAUCAAGGAACACGGUGCCCUUAUCUCCAAGGAGCAAGACCCAAGCACUGACGCUAAUGAAUGCUACGCCGGAUUUGGAAAGACUUAUGACUUUUACUUCCAAUUCUUCAAUCGGGACUCCAUCAACGGUCGAGGCCUCAAGCUGGACGGCUUUGUGCAUUUCGGUAAAGGUUAUCUGAAUGCCUUUUGGGAUGGCAGCGAAAUGGUUUUCGGUGAUGGAGACGGCCUUGUUUUCAAUGGUUUCACGGAUGAGCUCGAUGUUAUCGGCCACGAGCUUACCCACGGGGUAGUGCAGUACUCGAGCCCGCUAGAUUAUAGUUUUCAAAGCGGUGCCUUGAACGAGUCCCUCGCAGACGUCUUUGGGAUCAUGAUCAAGCAGUGGGGUGAGGAUCCAGAGAACCCACAGACUGCGGAUCAAUCCAAUUGGCUUAUCGGCGAAGGAAUCUGGGCUAAUGGAAUCAAAGGUAGAGCUUUAAGAGACAUGAAGGCACCUGGAACGGCUUACGAUGACGAAAGGGUCGGAUCGGAUCCCCAACCCGCUCAUUGGAAAGAUUUUAAAAGACUUCCACUCACAAGUGAUCGUGGUGGAGUUCAUAUCAAUUCCGGUAUCCCGAAUUAUGCUUUUUACUUGGCGUCCACGAGGAUUGGAGGAUAUUCUUGGCAAACUGCUGGCCCUAUUUGGUACAAGGCUCUGAACAGUGGUAAGCUCAGCGGAAACGCUACAUUCAAGGAGUUUGCCGACCUCACUGUUCUUUAUGCUGGAGAGCAUGAAGCAAAAAUCAGGGAAGCUUGGAGCCAGGUCGGUCAUCCGUUUGAUGAUAGCAGGCAUGAGUUGUAA